Phasianus colchicus (ring-necked pheasant) is the source of this 2162-nucleotide messenger RNA. The record is from RefSeq and is a predicted model, not a curated record. Lineage: Eukaryota; Metazoa; Chordata; Aves; Galliformes; Phasianidae.
AUGCCGUGGAGCUGAGCUGUGCCAUGGGGACGCCAUGGGGCUGAGCUGUGCUGUAGGGAUGCCGUGGGGCUGAGCUUUGCCAUGGGGUUGAGCUGUGCCAUGGGGCUGAGCUGUGCCACGGGGAUGCCGUGGGGAUGAGCUGUGCCAUGGGGCUGAGCUGUGCCAUAGGGAUGCCAUGGGGCUGAGCUGUGCCGUAGGGGUGCCGUGGGGCUGUGCUGUGCCAUGGGAAUGCCGUGGUGCUCAGCUGUGCCACAGGGCUGAGCUGUGCCACGGGGCUGGGCUGUGCCAUGGGGUGCCGUGGGGACACCAUGGUGCCACCGCGUCCCUCUGUGCCACAGCUGCACCCGGCAGAGCCGCUCAACCGCAGCCGGCGCCCGGAGCUGAGCGGUGAUGCCGGUGUGGGGCGUGGUGACGCCGCGGCACAGCUGUGUGCUGGCAGUGCUGUGCCGUGUGGUGACCGUGGCAAAGAGGCAGCAGCGCUGCUGGCAGCACUGAGUGAUGGUGGAUCCACGGUGCCACGCCGCGGCACCGGCACUGCCGGGGAGGAGGAGGAGGAGGAGGAGGAAGCAGAGCUGGCGUUGGCACUGCAGUGCUCCAUGGAGGAGAAGAAAAAGGAGGAAGAAGAGGAGGAAGCACAGCUGGCAUUGGCGCUGCAGCGAUCCAUGAAGGAGAAAAAGAAGGAGGAAGAAGACGAGGAGGAAGCACAGCUGGCAAUGGCGCUGCAGUGCUCGAUGGAGGAGGAGGAGGAGGAGGAAGAGGAAGCACAGCUGGCGCUGGCGCUGCAGCGAUCCAUGAAGGAGAAGGAGGAGGAAGAGGAGGAGGAAGCACAGCUGGCACUGGCGCUACAGCGAUCCAUGAAGGAGGAAGAGGAGGAGGAAGAAGAGGAGGAGGAAGUACAGCUGGCCAUAGCACUGCAGUGCUCCAUGGAGGAGAAGAAAGAGGAGGAGGAGGAGGAGGAAGCACAGCUGGCAAUGGCACUGCAGCGAUCCAUGAAGGAGGAAGAGGAGGAGGAAGCACAGCUGGCAUUGGCGCUGCAGCGAUCCAUGAAGGAGGAAGAGGAGGAGGAAGCACAGCUGGCAAUGGCACUGAGGCGGUCCAUGAAGGAGGAAGAGGAGGAGGAGGAGGAAGAGGAAGAGGAGGAGGAAGAAGAGGAGGAAGCGCAGCUGGCGCUGGCACUGCAGCGAUCCAUGCAGGAGAAAAAGGAGGAAGAGGAGGAGGAAGCACAGCUGGCACUGGCGCUGCAGUGCUCGAUGGAGGAGGAGGAGGAGGAGGAAGCCCAGCUGGCAAUAGCACUGCAGCGAUCCAUGCAGGAGAAAAAGGAGGAAGAGGAGGAGGAAGCCCAGCUGGCACUGGCGCUGUGCUGCUCUAUGGAGAAGGAGGAAGAGGAGGAGGAGGAGGAGGAUGAAGCACAGCUGGCGGCGCAGAGCCGCCCCCCGCCGGACGUGGCGGAGCUGCAGAUUUUCGCGGCGUCGCGGCGCGAUGCUGCAGUGGUGGCGGUGGAGCUGCGGCGGGCGCUGGCAGCGGAGCUGAAGGCGGUGAGGCUGCGGGACGCGGCGCUGCCGGCGCUGCCGGAUGGAAGCCUGGCGAUGCUGCGGCGCCGGCACGCGGUGCAGCUGCGGAUCCGGGGAUGCAGCGCCACGCUGAGAGGAUUUGCGGAGUUCGUCGGCGACGCCGAGCGGGAGCUGAGGGAGAUGCUGGGCGACGGGAAACGGGACGGAGAUGGGGGGACUGCGCAGCCGUGGCGGCGCGCAGCGCGGUGUUGGCGCUGGGUGCGCUGGUCGCCCUGCGGCACGGCGGCGCCGUUGUGCGCGGAGGACGGCGCGGCGCUGGAGGCGCUGUGGCAGCGCGGGGAGCGCCGGGCGCCGGCGGUGCUGGGCGGCCGCCGCGUCACCGUGGACCUGCGGCGCAUGGAGGAGCGCGACGGCGCCGGCACGGUGGCGGUGCUGAGCCGCUGCGCGGUGCCGCCCGGCGCGCCGCCGCUGCUCGGUGCGGAUGCGGCUCAGCUGGGACCGGCCGCUGUGCCACGUCCCGCUGCUGGGACAUCGCAUCCGUCCCGUCCCGGUCGAAGGUCUCCAUUUGGGUCUGGGGUCACUGAUGGGGGCGAUGCUCCUGAAUUGGGUCUGGGGUCCCGAAUUGGGUCUGGGGUCCCCAGCUGGGUCUGA